AUGCCACCUAAAAGGAGGAAACUUUUGGGACGGCGCACGGCAGCUGCUAGAGCAGCGAGGGCGAGUGAAACCCCUGAACAGACUUCUUUGUGUCUAUCACGGAUGGACUCGAGCUCAGAUCCUCGAUUAUCUACGGAAAGCGCUGCUGCGCGGACUGAAAGCCCUGCACAUACCACUGUUCGUCGCGUUAGAAAUGCCCGCUCCACGGCAUCUGCUAGAGCCCUAGAAACCCCUGCGCAGACCACUGUUCGUCGUGUUGGAAACACCCGCUUUACUGUAUCUGCUAGAGUCCUAGAAAACCCUGCACAAACCACCUUUCGCAGCGUUAGAAAUGCUCGCUCUACUGCGAGAGGCGUACAAAUAGGGGUCAAGAAUAAAGUUUGCACUUUUUGCAACGCAAAAAAGUGGGCUGGUGAGCAACCUGGGCGUUGUUGCUCUGGGGGCAAAAUCAAACUCCCUUCUUUAGACGAACCUCCACAGCCGCUUAGGGACCUCCUUCUGGGUACAACUUCGAACUCAACGCAUUUUCUUGAAGCAAUACGGAAGUACAACUGUUGCUUCCAGAUGACGUCUUUUGGUGCGAAGGCUAUUAGUGAGGGGGGAUGGAUACCUACUUUCAAAGUGCAAGGCCAUGUUUACCACUUAAUGGGAUCACUUUUGGCUGAUCAGGGAGAGCCACCUCAGUUCCUACAAAUUUACUUUCUCGCUGACUACAACGAGCAGGGUGAUGCGCAUUUCAGCAUUCUGCCUAGCGAUUUUUCCGUCGGUCCCCGUAGAGACAUUCUGUUCAGUCUACAAGACACGCUUCACGAAACUAACAGUUACAUCCGAAGCUUAAAGUUUGCGUUGCAAAAAAACUCUUCUCCCUCUUUCAGCGUUGUCAACGAUGCAGACAGACGGCCUGACGGUGAGCAUGAGCGUCGCUUCAAUGCUCCUGCAUGUAAUGAUGUCGCUGAAGUCAUCCAGGGCAAGGAGCAUAACAGCCGUGACAUUGUCAUAAGUUACAGGGGCGGUGGUCUGCGCCGCAUCAGUGAAACCCACCGUUCAUACGACUGUCUCCAGUACCCACUUCUUUUUCCAUACGGAAGCGAUGGGUACCACUUCAAAAUCCCAAUAUGCCAGGCAAGCAGCGAUUCCAUGUCGACCUCAAAGACGGUCUCCUGUAGGGCUUACUACGCCUACAUAUUUAUGGUUAGGGAGGGUGAAUUUAACCACUUGCACAGGUGCCGUCAACUAUUUCUUCAAUUCGCUGUUGACAUGGCUGCAAAAAUAGAGUCGGAGAAGUUAGGAUUCAUCAAGUUAAACCAAUCCAAACUUAGAACCGACUCCUGCAUUCACCUUCGUGAUGGUCUGCGUUCUGAUGGUGACCCAUGCAAUCUCGACAAACCGUGCAUUUUGCCUUCCUCUUACACUGAUGGCCCUCUAUACAUGCAUGAAAAGACAAAAGAUACAAUGACCUAUGCCCCUCUUUACGAGAGGCCAGAUUUCUUCGUCACGUUCACGUGCAAUCCGAAAUGGGCUGAAAUCACACGCGAAUUUUUUCCACGUCAGCAGUACUCACACCGCUCUGACCUAAUUGCCCGCGUUUUCCGGUUACAGCUGUGUAAGCUUAUGGAUUUAAUCCUUAAAGGGCAAGUCUUCUGA
Molecule: messenger RNA, 1644 nt
Organism: Acanthosepion pharaonis
Lineage: Eukaryota; Metazoa; Mollusca; Cephalopoda; Sepiida; Sepiidae
Source: the annotation of a GenBank genome assembly